Messenger RNA from Gaeumannomyces tritici R3-111a-1, 1114 nucleotides. RefSeq lists its product as hypothetical. Gene Ontology annotation, cellular component: methionine adenosyltransferase complex. The coding region runs from base 136 to 1011 and encodes 291 amino acids. Gene Ontology annotation, molecular function: methionine adenosyltransferase regulator activity. Gene Ontology annotation, biological process: S-adenosylmethionine biosynthetic process. The record is from RefSeq and is a predicted model, not a curated record. NCBI's taxonomy places the organism in Eukaryota, Fungi, Ascomycota, Sordariomycetes, Magnaporthales, Magnaporthaceae. The transcript is spliced from 2 exons.
ACACCGCUGCCGUCUCUCUUUUCUUUAGUAGCCCAGCUGGCCUUCUCCUCGAACCACCAACUCCAUUCUCUCCAUCACACAAGGCCUUCUGCGCACCUUGAACCCUCCACACACAAACACCCAACAGUCGUCACAAUGGCCAACCGUUUCCUGAUCUGGGGUGGCGAGGGCUGGGUCGCCGGCCACCUCAAGGCCAUUCUCGAGUCGCAGGGCAAGGAGGUUCACACUACCACGAUCCGCAUGGAGAACCGCGAGAGCGUCAUCGCCGAGCUGGAGCGCGUCAAGCCCACCCACGUCCUCAACUGUGCCGGCUGCACCGGCCGCCCCAACGUCGACUGGUGCGAGGACAACAAGGAGGCCACGGUCCGCUCCAACGUCGCCGGUACCAUCAACCUGACCGACGCCUGCUUCCUCAAGGGCGUCCACAUCACCGUCUUCGCCACCGGCUGCAUCUACCAGUACGAUGACGCCCACCCGUGGGACGGCCCGGGCUUCCUCGAGACCGACAAGGCCAACUUUGCCGGCAGCUUCUACUCGGAGACCAAGGCCCACGUUGAGGAGGUCAUGAAGUACUACAGCAACUGCCUGAUCCUCCGCCUCCGCAUGCCCGUCAGCGACGACCUGCACUCGCGCAACUUCGUGACCAAGAUCUCCAAGUACGAGCGCGUCGUCGACAUCCCCAACAGCAACACCAUCCUGCACGACCUGCUCCCCGCCUCCAUCGCCAUGGCCGAGCACAAGGACACGGGCGUGUACAACUUCACCAACCCCGGCGCCAUCUCGCACAACGAGGUCCUGACCCUCUUCAGGGACAUCGUCCGCCCGGGCUUCGCCUGGAAGAACUUCAGCCUCGAGGAGCAGGCCAAGGUCAUCAAGGCCGGCCGCAGCAACUGCAAGCUUGACACCACCAAGCUGACCACCAAGCUCAAGGAGUAUGGCAUCGAGAUCCCGGAAAUCCACGACGCCUACAGGGGCUGCUUCGAGCGCAUGAAGGCUGCUGGCGUCCAGUAGAAAAGUCAAUGUUUGCGGUCUGAAAAGUAGUCUCUCAAAUAGACAGACGGUAGUUAAGGACGGCAAAAUAAAGAAAAGUGAUCUUGGUAUUAUGAUGCUCAUA